Messenger RNA from Cuscuta epithymum, 1994 nucleotides. Lineage: Eukaryota; Viridiplantae; Streptophyta; Magnoliopsida; Solanales; Convolvulaceae. The record is from the annotation of a GenBank genome assembly.
GAUUCUCAUCUUCAGGGGGAGAGUUUAAGAGAAGAUGUUCAAACAUUACCACAUAUCCAUGAAAACCUUAAUUUUCUUGAUAUUAAUCUAGAUGAUAUUCCAUCUGAAAAUGAUCAAGGAAUAACAAAUAAUGAAAUAAAUACAAUUGAACCAAUUGAAAAAGAGCAACAGACAAGUCAGUUCUUUGGCAAACUUUAUGAGAGAAGAGUUCAAAAUCAAAGAAUAGAGGAAGUCCAAGAACCUGCCACUGUUCAUGAUUCUGACUCAAUGACAGGGAGUGAAAAAGGAUGCUUUAUCUAAACCUGAGUGGAAGAAAGCUGUUUUGGAGGAGAUGGAGGCUCUUGAAAAGAAUCAGACAUGGAAGCUUGUAGAGCUACCUAAAAACAAACCAACUGUUGGUUGCAGGUGGAUCUUCACUCCUAAGUUUAAAGCAGAUGGAAGUCUGGAGAGAUAUAAGGCAAGGUUAGUUGCUAAGGGAUACACGCAGACCUAUGGCAUUGACUACACAGAAACCUUUUCACCAGUUGCAAAGUUGAACACUGUAAGAAUUCUCUUAUCCCUUGCUGCUAAUUUGGACUGGCCACUACAACAAUUGGAUGUAAAGAAUGCCUUUUUAAAUGGGAAACUUGAAGAAGAAGUGUAUAUGAACCCUCCUCCUGGGUUUGAGAAUAAAUAUGGUGCAAAGGUAUGCAAACUGGAGAAAGCUCUAUAUGGACUUAAACAGUCCCCAAGAGCCUGGUUUGACAGAUUCACAAAAUUUGUAAAGAAACAAGGGUUUAAUCAGGCUCAAGCUGAUCAUACAUUGUUCAUGAAGUUUUCAGGCAAGGGGGAGAUUGCAAUACUAAUUGUCUAUGUAGAUAAUAUUAUCCUCACAGGAAAUUAUCAUACAGAGACUAAGAAUUUAAAAGAAAAGCUUGCCCAUGAGUUUGAAGUUAAAGACCUAGGAGACUUAAAAUACUUUCUGGGGAUGGAGAUAGCUAGAUCAAAAAAGGGUAUUGUUGUCUCACAAAGGAAGUAUAUCUUAGACCUUCUGCAGGAAACUGGAAUGAGUGCAUGCAAACCCGCAGACACUCCAAUUGACCCAGGUCAGAAGUUGGGAGAUAUCAAGGAAGGAACUCCAGUUGAUAUUCGCCAAUAUCAAAGAUUGGUGGGAAGAUUAAUAUAUCUGGCACAUACUAGGCCAGAUAUUGCAUUUGCAGUAAGUAUAUGGUGAGCCAGUUUAUGCAUAAUCCUUUCCAGGAACAUCUUGAUGCUACUUACAGAAUCUUAAGGUACCUGAAGAGCUGCCAAGGGAAAGGAUUAUUUUUCAAAAAGGGAGUCAGUAGGACAAUUAAGGCCUAUACUGAUGCAGAUUAUGCUGGCUCAAUACAUGAUAGAAGGUCUACUUCUGGAUAUUGUACCUAUGUAUGGGGAAAUUUAGUAACCUGGAGAAGCAAGAAACAAAAUGUGGUUGCUAGAAGUAGUGCUGAGUCAGAAUUCAGAUCUAUGGCUAAUGGAAUAUGUGAAUUACUCUGGAUGAAGAGAGUAAUUACAGAACUGAAGAUGGAGAUGGAACUGCCUAUGAAGUUGUAUUGUGAUAACAAAGCAGCUAUAAGCAUUGCUCAUAAUCCUGUGCUACAUGAUCGAACUAAGCAUAUUGAAGUGGACAGACACUUUAUUAAAGAGAAGAUAGAAGCAGGAAUUAUUUUCACACCAUUUGUAUCCACCAAAGACCAAACAACUGAUAUCCUCACCAAAGGGUUAUUUAAACCUGUGUUCGAACUGCUUACAACCAAGUUGGGAAUGUAUGAUAUAUAUUCACCAACUUGAGGGGGAGUGUAGAAAAUGUUAUAUUAUUGUAGAAAAUGUUACAAGAUUUAAUUUGGUGUACAUACUUAGCCAAAUAGAUUAGAACAUGUGCUGUUAUUUAGAGAUAAGCUCGUAGUAAUCAAGAUCCUAUUUUUUAGGAUCUAAAUUAGCUGAUUAGUUGUUUGUACAUCUGUAUAAAUAUUCUG